Molecule: messenger RNA, 3909 nt
Organism: Balaenoptera musculus (blue whale)
Lineage: Eukaryota; Metazoa; Chordata; Mammalia; Artiodactyla; Balaenopteridae
Gene: ACTR2
Product: actin related protein 2
Exons: 10
Coding region: 162-1361 (399 amino acids)
Biological process (GO): Arp2/3 complex-mediated actin nucleation
Cellular component (GO): Arp2/3 protein complex; actin cortical patch
Molecular function (GO): actin filament binding
Source: RefSeq, a predicted model, not a curated record
GGGUAGGGGCCGGUAGGGGCGGACGGCCACUUCCGGGUGCGGGAAAAAAGCUGGGCCGCGGGAGGGGCCGGGAAGAGGGAGGAGGAGGAAGAGGAACCGACGGACGGCGGCGGCUGUAGGUUGUUCGGUGGCGGCGGCUCCGGCUCUCUUACGGGCGCACUAUGGACAGCCAGGGCAGGAAGGUGGUGGUGUGCGACAACGGCACCGGGUUUGUGAAGUGUGGCUAUGCAGGCUCUAACUUUCCAGAACACAUCUUCCCAGCUUUGGUUGGAAGACCUAUUAUCAGAUCAACCACCAAAGUGGGAAACAUUGAAAUCAAGAAUAACAAAAAGAUGGAUCUUAUGGUUGGUGAUGAGGCAAGUGAAUUACGCUCAAUGUUAGAAGUUAAUUACCCAAUGGAAAAUGGCAUAGUACGAAAUUGGGAUGACAUGAAACACCUGUGGGACUAUACAUUUGGACCAGAGAAACUUAACAUAGAUACCAGGAAUUGUAAAAUCUUGCUCACAGAACCUCCUAUGAACCCAACCAAAAACAGAGAGAAGAUUGUAGAGGUAAUGUUUGAAACUUACCAGUUUUCUGGAGUGUAUGUAGCCAUCCAAGCAGUUUUGACUUUGUAUGCUCAAGGUUUAUUAACUGGAGUAGUGGUGGACUCUGGAGAUGGUGUGACUCACAUUUGCCCAGUGUAUGAAGGCUUUUCUCUCCCUCACCUUACCAGGAGACUGGAUAUUGCUGGGAGGGAUAUUACCAGAUAUCUUAUCAAGCUGCUUCUGUUGCGGGGCUACGCCUUCAACCAUUCUGCUGAUUUUGAAACGGUUCGCAUGAUUAAAGAAAAAUUGUGUUAUGUGGGGUAUAAUAUUGAGCAAGAGCAGAAACUGGCCUUAGAAACCACAGUACUAGUUGAAUCUUACACACUCCCAGAUGGCCGCAUUAUCAAAGUUGGGGGAGAGAGAUUUGAAGCACCAGAAGCUUUGUUUCAGCCUCACUUGAUCAAUGUUGAGGGAGUAGGUGUUGCUGAAUUGCUUUUUAACACAAUCCAGGCAGCUGACAUCGAUACCAGAUCUGAAUUCUAUAAGCACAUUGUGCUUUCUGGAGGGUCUACUAUGUACCCUGGGCUGCCAUCACGGUUGGAACGAGAGCUUAAACAGCUUUACUUAGAACGAGUGUUGAAGGGAGAUGUGGAAAAACUUUCUAAAUUCAAGAUCCGCAUUGAAGACCCACCCCGCAGAAAGCACAUGGUAUUCCUGGGUGGCGCAGUUCUAGCGGACAUCAUGAAGGACAAAGACAACUUCUGGAUGACCCGACAGGAAUACCAAGAAAAGGGUGUUCGUGUGCUGGAGAAACUUGGGGUGACUGUUCGAUAAACUGCGAAGCUGGUUCCCAUCAUGCCCCUAACGCUUUCUUUUUUCUUUUAUUGCCAAUCCUUGAACUCAUUCAACUCCAGGACAUGGAUGAGGCCUCUCUGUGCCCUUUGACUGGAAAGGUCAGGUUUUAUUCUGGUGUCUUGCAGAAGUUUUGUUAAAUUUGUGUUGAUGUGGGUAAAUCUGACUGCUUAGUUCCACCACUUCCCUGCAAACACAAGAGGGCCAGGGUCCUGUCUGCUUCUCUGUUUCUCCUAAGUAGGCAUUUAGAUCAUUCCCGUAGGCUUCCUAUUUUCACUUUCCUGUUCUAAGGCUGCUAGUUUUAGUCUUUAGCACACUAGGUGGUAUGCCUUUAUUAGCAUAAGAAAAAACAACUUCCACAGGAGCUUUUAUGUGUUAUUGGGGUGGGGUGGUGAGGACUGAGUGGGCGGCUGCUGAACCCUUUGUGGCGUUUCCCCUGUGGUGUGGCGCUUUCUACCGUUACUGCUGCGGCUUUAAGUACCUUAAAGCUUCUGGUAUUAACAUUUUAGGGAAAUGGUAGGCUCAGAACUAAAGUGUUUGGGGUUGGGGUUUUGCGUGGAGGGAAGGGGUGGGGUUUUGAUUUUAAUUUUUUGAUUUUUGAGCUUUUCUGCUCUGGGGUACGUAAGAUGAACUUUAUUAACAAUACUUUGAUUUGGCAGGUUUUCUUCUACUUUUGGUCUGCCUGGAACUGUUUCCAUAUGCUGUAAAAAGCAAGUGUAGUGUCCCAUCAUUAUGUGACUUAGGGAUUUUUUUAUUUGUUUUUUAAAAUCAACCAUAUCAACUGGGACUAAACUCCCUAGAAUCUACCAAUGGAAAAGUAACAUUGAAAAAAAGCUUUUGGAAAUUCAAAUUACAGACAAAAAGUGCUUAAGAGCUGGUAUUUUUCUAAGUGCUUCUAUUAAUACCAGAAGCAUUAAGGUAACCCAGUGCCAAGUACCAUUCUUGCAAAAUUCUUUUAUAUAACCGACCAGUGCUUAUUUAAUAAAAACAAGUAGAUACAUAUAAAUAAUUACUGGCAGUAGGUUAUAAUUAUUGGGUUAAAAAUAACAUUGAAAUAUGGGACUUGUGCCAGUUGGGUAAUUUUCACUAGUUUUUUUUUGUUGCUAUGUUUCAUUUAAAACCUGGAAGUGGAGUAAAAUUUGACUAUUCAAAAUGUUGGCCAGAAAAAAUCAAGAUUUAAAUGCGUAUUUGUACUGAAAAACUCAUCAUAACUACUAAAUCUCAGCCAUCUUAAGCUUGAAAGAAGAGUUGUUGGUAUUUUGUAAAUGUUAGCCUACUUACCUGUCAGAAAACCAUAUUUAUGAAUCCUGUCGGUAUUGCUUGGUAUCUGAAAAAAUAUCAAAUAGUACCCAGACUUGAAUUCCUUCUAAAUUUGAAAAAUAAAGUAAUAAGAAAUUGUAUCACUCUAAGUACAAAAUGCAAAUUCUGGAGAAAAAUGUUUUUCUUCAUUUCAAAACAUUCUUUACUAAUAACGACUUUGAAAGAAGAAGCGUACUUUUUUGGGUGACUGAAAUUGGAGAAAUUAUUGGCUAUAGCAUCUCUUUUUUUUGUGAAGAAACUUAAAAAUCAGUUUAUAUGAAAUAAGCAGCAAAAGAAGGUUAGUUUUAAUUAUGCAGCUUCUGUUAAUAUUAUGUAUUUUUUGUCUGUUUUACCUCAAUUUGAACAAGUAAAAGAAGUUCGCCUGCAUGCUGGACAUGCUUCAGUACACAUGAAUAGCCUAUGAAUAAUGUCUGUUAGAUUUUAGGGACGUGGGUAUCAGAGUCACUUUGGAAUUCUAAAGUGUUCCUAAGUCAUGUUCUUAUAAAUCCCCCCCCAGCCUUUUGAAUACUGAGUUGUUAAAGGACACAGAUGUAGGACCAGUAUCUACUAGUUGUUCAUUUCAGGUAAAUGGAUUGACUUAUGACCUUUGGUCAUGAUUUUAAAAUAUGGGGGUAGAAGACAACAAAGAAUGGGAUAGACUCUUAAAUAAAGCAAUGAAAGCAUUUGUCAUUUGUCCCUUGAAUGUAGAAUUUGGUUUUAAUUUUAUAAUUCUGCUAGCAAACAUGACAGUUAAAAUGAUGUAUUAAUAUAUAGAAAGAGUAUAGUUUUUAAAUUACAUUUUAUAAUUUUCCUAUUCCAAGGUGAAAUAAUGCAUUUAGUAAUUUGGGGGUGGGGUGGGGAAGUAUCAUGUUUAAUUGGAGUUGUCAGGUAUGAGUCCCUCAGAAAUUAAAUUUUUUUCUGUUUUAGAAGAGAUCUGAUAUAUAGCUCUUGAAAACCUUUGUCACUUAAAUUUACAAUAAUUAAAAUUCUUUUCUUUUAAAAUUAGAAUUGCCAAUGCCUUGACCUUUGAGAAGGGUUUCUUAGAAAUAGGUCCUGCAUUUAAACUUUUUUCUUUAAAAUGUGGUAUUGGAUGUUAACUUUUACACAGUUCUGAGCACUGUCAACAAUAUUUGGAAAGUAUUUUGAGAGAUCAAUGGAAAGUUAAACAUUCUAAAUUUAACACGAAUACACUUCUUUUUGAUUCAGAAAAUAAAAUCAGAUUUUUCAAAGU